Messenger RNA from Caenorhabditis remanei, 2889 nucleotides. RefSeq lists its product as uncharacterized. NCBI's taxonomy places the organism in Eukaryota, Metazoa, Nematoda, Chromadorea, Rhabditida, Rhabditidae. The coding region runs from base 1 to 2889 and encodes 962 amino acids. Gene Ontology annotation, molecular function: guanyl-nucleotide exchange factor activity. The record is from RefSeq and is a predicted model, not a curated record. Gene Ontology annotation, biological process: intracellular signal transduction. The transcript is spliced from 16 exons.
AUGUCGAACCAACUAUUCGCUGUGAUUUUAAGAUAUUGUGCAAAUGCAUGGGUGAAAUUUAAUGGCUAUCGGCAACGAGAUCGUGAGCAUGAAGUAGAUCCUCGAAUGACUCAAAGUAUGAUAUCAGAAAGAAUACAACGAUCACAGUCUCCAGUUGAUGUGAGCUUAGCACUUAGUGAAGAUUCGACAAUCACAAUUACAGAAUUGAAUAAUCGAAACGGUUCUGCAUUCAACGCCAAUUCCAUCAAUGCUACACCUGUUAUGAGAAGACGUCGAAGUCAAAUGAGUGGAGUACGACAAAGAAAUUAUCGAAUAUUAGAUCAGAAUGAAUCGAAAUUCAUCCUCCAACAACAGAGUGCAGCGGCCAUUGAAGAGAAGAAAGGAACGUUGCUGAGGAGGAAGAGCAGCAAAAAAUUAAUUGAACCUGUGCCAAUGAUCAUCACCCCUCCGGUACUGAUGCCUCGAACGCAGUGCUGUGCGGUUUGCAACAAAGAAAAAAGCAGUGGCUACGUAGUGACAACAAGAACACAAUCGUAUCCUCUCGAAGCAAUGUCGGCGGUUUCAACCGAUCGGACAACGGAUGAGGAAACCGCCCGCCUUUCCUUCGUUUCCUCUUCCACUGGUUACAGUAGUGCAAGAUCCUCUCUGCGGAGCUCUGACGGCGGAGAUGAAACAAACAACAACACUAACUCGGCUGGAAAUCGAGAUAGCGCUAUCUCAACAACAUUUUCCUUGUCAUCUCAAUCAUCUGCUCGACGAUCGGCUCUUCUUACGAAAGGAUCACUGACGCAUUUGGAUCGAAUUGCUAUUGAACUUUUGGACACCGAAAGAACAUAUGUAGAGGAUUUGAAUGCAGUGAUCAAAGGAUACAUGGACUUUUUAGUUGAGGACCGGGAACGGCUCAAAGUUACACUCGAUGCAAUUUCUUCUCUAUUCGGGUGUAUCGAACGGAUUUUCGCGUUCAACAAACAGCUGUACAAUCAACUUGAUUUAGCAGAUUUGGAUUGUGUCAAAAUGAGCAGAUGCUUUGUGGACAACUAUGGAAAGUUCGAAGAUUACAUUGAAUAUUGCACAAAUUACCAUCGCAUGAUGUCCACACUUUAUCAAUUACAACAACAACCUCUGGUGGCAAGAGCACUUCUUGAAAGACAACAAGCACUGAAUCACUCACUGCAACUCUCAGCAUAUCUGUUGAAACCAGUUCAACGAAUUCUGAAAUACCAUCUGUUCUUGGAGAAUAUUUUGAAAAAUAUGCCAACAACAACUCAUCCAGAAGAACUGAAUCAAGUGAAGAGAGCUCAUGAAGUGAUGACGUCACAGGCGGCAAGAAUCAAUGAUGAGAAGAAGAAAGCAGAACAUAUUGAAAGAGUCGGACAGUUACAGUCGACACUUCAGAAAUGGAAAGCCGAUGAGAUCCAAAUCAGUAAUUUGUCUGCAUAUGGAGAUUUAUUAUUGGAAGCAUCUUUCCGCCAAGCUGGUUCCAAAACCACUCGUCUAUUGUUCCUUUUCGAAGAAAUGUUGCUAAUUGUGAAACAGCGGGGAUCAAACUAUGUUUGUAAAGAUUACAUUAUGUGUUCCAACUUGAUGCUUAACGAAUGGAUUUGUCCAGAAGAACCAUUGAGUUUCCAAGUGUUAUCAUUCGAUAAUCCACGUGCUCAAUAUGUGUUUUUGGCAUCUUCAAUGGAACAGAAAAGGACAUGGAUGCAAGAAUUGAAACGAAUGAUGUUGGAUCAUUACUCUAUUGAAAUUCCUGAAAAGACAAAACAAUUAAUGUUGAGUAUUGAUAACACAAAAGUUGUUCCAUUCGGUAGACCAGAAUUCGCUGAGGUUUCAAUGAAGAAUCAUAAGAAAGUUCCAAAAUAUUUGGAGAAGAGAAGAAAGUCUGUUGACGCUAAGGAGGAAAGCAGUAGGAGACGAAGUUUGUCAGCAUCUCGACUUCUCGGAGGCAGUAAAACUUCCAUCUCGGAGCCAAUCAGGGAAGAACAGAAAUGCACUUGUCAUAUGAAUGGUGGAAUUUAUAAUGGAGGGAACCCAACUACAUCAAGAUCUGUAACGCAUAAAAUGCUAACCCAUCAAGAAUCUCAUCCAACUUUACCGGAAUCUAACUUCUACCGUCCACCAGUGUGUCGCACUCAAUCCGCAGCAACCAUUGACCUCAACCAGGUCAAUAUCACGGAGCCAAGUACAGCGGCUGUUCUCUCAUCGAGAAGUCGGUACCAACAAGCCAGAAACCGUCGACUCCCACCCCGUCAUAAUCAAGAGUCUCGAUCAACAUCUAGUCGUCGUUUGGGCGACGAUGAAAUUGAUAGAACUUUCGAUCAGCUCUACGAGGAAUUGGUGUCUUAUGGUGACUCUGCAAAGCAGCAGACGUCAGCGACAAACACACAAAACCACAGACAACGCCUUAGGUCGGAGGCUCCUCCGAGUACCGUAACCACAAUUACAGUAUCUGCGACUCCUGCGACAGCGACGCUUUCAGUGGCGGAAUGUGCGAAUACACGACUCCGCUCAAAAUCUCUAACUCGUCUGGAUGAAUAUGAGGCUGAGCCGAUUUGUUUGAAACCAAGUAUUGAAAGACGGUAUUCGAAAGUAGAUCAAUUGAAAAAAAGAUCAAGAAAAUAUCAAGUAAAUCAAGAGCCAGAAGCUGCUGAUGUGUUACGUCCGAGUGUGGGAAGAUUCUCGUUAACGGAUCAUGAGAUUAUUAUUCAUGGAGAGGAGCCGUACAAACGGAAUUCUGGACGCCAACGUACUCCACUAACAGCCCAACAAGCAGCCGAACUCGACGACUACUUCCCAUCAUCCUCCUCAAUGAACUCAGCUCCGCAAUCAUGCUCCAGCAGUGCAACUCCAUCAUUGAUGUCUAUAAUCCGACAGUAUGAAAAUGCAUAA